GUAGGAAGUCUCAAAGUCUUAUCAUCACGUGAUUAUAUAUAACUUUCAAAACAUACGUUGCUUGCAUUAGUUUUUGCUGGAGUUACGAAGAACGCUGUUACUCACAGGUAUUUACAAAUACAUGUAUGAUAAAAAUCUAAUUUUCUACAGUUCUGUCUUAGCUGAUCAUGAUCAAUUCUUUUAAGUUAUAGCCUUUACAAAUUAAUUCUGUGAUUUACGUUCAAAACUGAACUGAACUGGGAUGAAAGAUGACAACAAUGUGGCUAUUCGGGGAUUAAUUUGUCAAAAGGGCUCCAAAACACUUUAUGCAUCAUGUCGGGCUUUCCCUUCGUUGUUGUAGGGAUUGGAUUGACACUGGCUGGAAUUCUGCUGAUCAUACUGUUAUGGUGGCACGUCUUUUCCAGAAAAGUAACCCGUCGGGUAGCUGUAACAAACGCAGACAUACAACAUGCUAUCGUUUGCUGUCAGGCGGUGUAUCAGACAGACAGUAAUGGAGAAACUGAUAAAGUCAUUAAACAUUUUAAUGAAAAUAAACCUCUACAUAAUUUCGACAGAGUUUGUGUUAGUAAAUAUGGCCGAGUUCGUUACUUGUUGGCUGUCCAGGAGGGAGACACUGCUAGGGAUUCUAAAGGCGAUAAUAAACAAUCGGAAGUGUUUAUUGCCUUUAGGGGAACUAAUAAUUUUGAUGACGUGCUCUCUGAUUUAAAACUCUUCCCGAAGGCAAGUGAUUACGAGGGACGCCUCCAUGCAGGUUUCUACGAAAUUGCAGAGAUGAUUCCUGUAGAGACCAUCCUACAGAAGUACAGAGGGUAUCGCAUUGUUAUUUGUGGUCACAGUAUGGGUGGCGCCGUCGCACAAAUUGUUGCUCUUGAAAUGCUUGUUCAGAUGGAUAUAAAACAGAUAAAAGAUACAACGACUUGUUGCAUAAGCUUCGGGGCACCUCUUGUUGCUACUAAAGGGGUGACAGAGUUCGUCGAUAAACAUGAAAUGGCUUCUAAAUUUGUAAAUGUCAUCAAUCAAGGUGAUCCAGUUCCUCGGUUACUUAUGUUGAGUCAAUCUCUACAGCAAGUAGCAUCCUCUUCUUCGCAAUUUGCCGAACAAGCUAACGGAGUGAUUACACCGAUUCUAGAUGUGCUAUCACAUGCUCCACAUGCCAUUGUGAGUAGUAGCGCAUCGGUCGCCAGAGAUGUUUUACUCGGAAUCGUUGACGGGACAAAGAAUUUCGAAUCUUUCCUACAGGAGAAUGGUUCCGAACUAAAAGACCUUGAUAAGAUAUAUUCACCACUUGGAGAAUUUCUCUUUUUGGAACAAGAGGAAUCGAAAAGAAAAUGGUUAAACAAUUGUAUUUCAAACCAGGAAAAAAUAACAGAAAGGCUUCUGAAGAAGACAGAUAUUUCAGAGCGGUCAAUAUCACAGCAUACGAUAAAAAACUAUUUACUGACAUGGACUAGAUUAGUUUCCCAGGCUGAACAGAUUGGAACUGGUACCAAAGACAGUCAUCGUGAUCAAGAUGUGUACAGUGUUGAACAAUCCAAUGAGUUUCCUUUGGAGCUAAGUUCUGUUGACUUUAAGAAAUGCUCAGGAGAUAGGCUUGACGUCAGCAUCGGUGGAAAGAAUCUUUCAUUCAUCAGUUUAAAAGAUUCCAAAUUUAAAGGGAUAUCGGUGAGGAAAGUAGAUCUUAUUUCAAAAGACAACGAGAGUGUAAAACUGACUUUGCACUUGGACUCAGAAAGCAUCAUUAAACCCUUGCUGACUAUUGAGAUUGCCACCCAUUUCGAAAAGGGAUGCUUCGAAAAAGAUUCUAAAGACUUACAGGAGAGGGGAGCAAAUACCCUGAAGACCAUUUUGGAAGAUGAUUUGAACCCAAUGAUGCUGCAACAGGCCUUCGAACGUGGAGUAGCCCAAGUGACCAUGGCUAGGAGCAGUCGAGAAGAAUCUAUAAGGGAAAACGUGCUACUGAAAACCCUGUUUAAGUUGGAGCAGACCACAAAUCCCAAACUACAAAAAAUUGAAGGCGGAGUACUUUGGAGGACUGCGUUGGACUCGACCAAAGACGGAACGUUAGCCUUUACAAACGAACAUUCCAAGAAGACACUAGACACAUUUAAGCGAAUUGUUCAACAGACUUUAUCUAAACUGAUAAUUCAAACUGAACGAAGGGGUUUCCUAAGAGAAGCUACGAUUGGUACCAUUCUCAGUGCUGCAGGAGCAUUAGCUAAAAACCAGAUGUCUCAGCUUAGUCUCAGUUUAACUGGUCUUGGGACUCUGCUUGUGCAAACUGCUACAGCUGUUACAAUGCCACAACUAGCUUUGGCAUCAGCAGGCCUGUUUGCAGUUGUUAGCUCUGUGGGUGUCGUGUAUUAUUAUUAUACGAGCGGUAACGAAGAUGGAAGUUACAGAGACAUUUUGUGCUUCCUUUGCACGAUGAUGUCGAGAAUGGAUACCGGGAAUUUUCAAAGCGAGUCUACUCUUCAGUUAGAGAAAAGGUUGCACGAUAUUUGUCAGGAUCCUAAUUAUGACAACAGGAUAAAUUAUCUUUGUCUACGAGGAAACGAAGGUCGUACCGAGCAAUUAACUAAGAAGUCGAAAAAAGACAUUUCGGAUCGCAUUAACAUGUGUUUGUCUGUGCAUAAGAUUCGCCAGGUGCUCUCGAGAGCUUGCUGUGUGUGUGUUGUUGGUACUCAAGACGCUGGCAAGUCAACCACAAUCAAAGAAGUCUGGGGAGUAGAUGUUGAAAAUAUUGGUUUAUCUGUUCAUACCACAAAAGCAACGUUGUACUCCAUCACGCCCCAUUGUACGGUGAUUGAUUUCCCAGGUUCCGACUCUUUGGAUGAAAGCAUUGCUGGAACGAUGCAAUAUCUUGGAGCUACUGCGAGCUUCUUUAUUUACAUCACGAAAUUCCAAGGGGAUCCGACUAAACUCCAUAGAGAGGAACUAAAGAAGGUGAUACCUUUUGGUUGUCCAGUUCUGAUAUGCCUGAGUCAAUGUUCUCGUUAUAAGAAUGAGUUGAGUACCAAGAAAGCGAUUAGUCAUUUUAAAACGGCCUAUAGUGAUGUCUUUAAUGCUAUCGAUGUACCAGAGUUCGAGGUUAUGUUCACGGAAUUGAUAGAGCUCACAACAGAGAUGAAAAACGUCGGUAUAAAGGGUGUGGAGGACGUACAAAAGUGGAUGAAAAAUUGGCUGGUUAAAAAUUCCGUGUAUAGAGAAGACGAUGCCCAACUUCAAUCGGCUGUUGGUAGGAAAGCAGGUAGCACAGGACAAUAAUAGAUAUGCACAAUUAAGUCGCCUGGGGACACAAAUAUCAAAGUGAAACUUUUAAAGUCUGCUUCAAUAUUGUUCCCCAUUGGGGCUUUACUGUAUAUAGCGCAUCUGAAUUAACUGAUAUAUAAUUUGUUUAACUAUUACUAGAUAUAAUGUAUUAACGGUAGAACCAGUGCUGUGGUCUGUAUAGAGAACGCCGGCGGAUCCAGAGAGGGGGCACGGGUCCCCUUAAAAUGGGUUUCACAUUUUUAAAAUGUGGGCCCCGGGGCCCAAUUUUAGGUUUUAGAUGCCAAGAAUGUUUUCCAAAAUGUUUUCCAAGACUUGGAAUAUGCCCCCCCCCCCCCUGUUAGCUUCUGGAUUCACUAAUGGAGAUAGCAAAUAAUUGUUAGCAGCGUGUACAGUUGACAGACUUACUAUUAUAUCCAAACGAUUUCAAAUGUAAAUCUCAAAAACGAUCUGCAGUGUGUUAUCAAAUGGUGAUCAUGAAGGCGCAUCGAAACACAAGUCAGCAAGAAGUUCUAUAUACUAAAGAUCGUUCAAACUUACAUCACCCGUUUAUGAUGAUGUUGCGCAUAAUAUGAUAAUAUGAUUGAUAAGCAAAACAUGGACACAAUACGUACAGACGAAGUUAUCAAUUAUUUUAGUGAACUUUAAUCGUACUAGUAGAUGAGAGUAUUUUAAUGUUCUUUGUGAACACGGAUGGGAACGCUAUGACUAGAUUUAGGUUGUGUAAUGGCUAGGUUGAUAACUGUAUAUUUUAAUGAGGUUUAACAUGAAUCAUUAUCUUAUUUGUACGAGGGGUGAUCAAUAAGAAAUGGACGCUUUUUACACAGAUGCUUUUAUAGACCAAUACGUUCGAUUUUCUUACCAGUGAUACAUCAUUCAA
Owenia fusiformis is the source of this 4147-nucleotide messenger RNA. The record is from the annotation of a GenBank genome assembly. NCBI's taxonomy places the organism in Eukaryota, Metazoa, Annelida, Polychaeta, Sabellida, Oweniidae.